Saccostrea cuccullata (small rock oyster) is the source of this 1083-nucleotide messenger RNA. RefSeq lists its product as uncharacterized. Gene Ontology annotation, cellular component: nucleus. Gene Ontology annotation, molecular function: DNA binding. The record is from RefSeq and is a predicted model, not a curated record. NCBI's taxonomy places the organism in Eukaryota, Metazoa, Mollusca, Bivalvia, Ostreida, Ostreidae. Gene Ontology annotation, biological process: DNA integration; mRNA transcription; DNA recombination.
AUGUCAUCACCUGGGUUUAAGAAGAAGAACAGUCUAAUGGGAAUUUUUAGUAACUUCUUAAGAAGCUUUUCCUUAUCACUUGCUAAAUGUACACCAAAUGAUGUAAGACGAUUUUUGGUUUGGAAAGAUUCGAAAGGGAAAACAAUUGUACAUGAAUUAAGUUGCCCAUUUUUAGGCACUAAAACUAAUGUUGAAUGUAAUUGCCCAAAGCGCUUAGCCUCUGGAACAAUAGAGUGCAUGAUUCAGCAGCUGAUUCAAAUAUUUGAUGAGCAGGGUUUUGGAAGAUAUUGGGAUGUGAUUUCGGGGACUGGGAAUCCUGCUGCAUCUCCUUUAGUUAAGGAAUAUUUAAAGUUAAUUAGAGAAGAACAGGCUAAGGCACAUGUACUUCCAAAACAAGCAAAACCAAUAUUUUUGUCAAAGGUUAGGGCAAUUCAUUGUUUGUUUAGGGAUCAGGCUUGGUGAAAACUUCAGUUUUUUACUGGUGAUAGAGCUAGUGAUCUUUUCUUGGUUGUUGCACAGGAGGUUAAGUGUCUAACUGAUGGGUCAGGGUUAGUGUUCAAACAUACAUUUGGUAAGACUCUAAGAGGUGAUAAAAGUAAAAGCAAUUCAUUUGUCAUUAAAAAAUGUACUGAUCUUGUAGUUUGUCCAGUGAAGGGUUUACUAGAUUUUGUUAGGUUUGCAAAGUUGCAUAAUGUUGAUUUAUCCAAGGGAUACUUGUUCAGAACAGUUGCAGAGUGUGGCAGAGUUUUGGAUAAGAAUGUCAGUUACUCAGUGGUGUAUGAGAGGUUGAGAUAUUAUUUGUCAACAUUAGGAAUUUAUGAAGGGGAAACGCCUCAUAGUUUUCGAUCAGGGUGUGCUAUUACCAUGGCAUUGUCAGGGUCAGUAGAGAAUGUAGAUCAAGUUAUGAAUCACGUGGGAUGGUUUGGAAAGUCAAGCGCAGAGUAUUAUUGUAGAAUGUCAACACUUGUAGAUUCUGGAGUGGUUGCAUCAAAGUUGGCAAAAUCUGUGUAUCAGGCAGAUAUGGUUGAGAGAGAGUAUAAAGAUAAGGCAGACUAUUCCGGUUUAAAAAAUGCAUUCUACUGA